AUGGGUGGGAUAAAUAAAGACGAUGUUGAGAAAUACUUAGAGAACAAUCCCCAGUUUGCCAAGGAAUAUUUCGACCGAAAGCUGAGGGCAGAAGCGCUGGGAACCAUCUUCAAAGUCAGCCCUGGGGAAGUGAAGGAUGGAGUUUCCUUCAAGGAGAUGUCCCGGCUGGAGGAGUCUCAUGUGCUCUUUGAGUUGCUGACAGAAAUCCAGGAGGAAGAAAGCAGCAUGGAGAAGAUAGUGCACAAGGCCCUGCAGAGGCUGGCACAGCUGGUGGCAGCUGACCGGUGUAGCAUGUUCAUCUGCCGUGCCCGCAAUGGCAUCCCUGAGGUUGCCACCAGGCUUCUCAAUAUCACCACCACCUCCAAGUUUGAGGAGAACCUGGUAGCCCCAGACAGUGAGAUUGUUUUUCCUCUGGACAUUGGGAUAGUGGGAUGGGUUGCUCAUACCAAGAAGUUUUUUAAUGUACCUGACGUGAAAAAGAAUAACCAUUUUUCUGACUUUGUGGACAAGCAAACUGGUUACACAACUAACAGCAUGCUGGCAACCCCUAUUAUGCAGGGCAAGGAGGUGCUUGCUGUUGUGAUGGCACUUAACAAAAUAAAUGCCCCCGAAUUCUCUAAAGAGGAUGAAGAGGUCUUUAAGAAAUACCUCAAUUUUGUUUCUGUUGCCAUAAAACAAUACCAUAUCACAUAUCUCUACAAUAUUGAAACCCGAAGAAGUCAGAUGCUUUUAUGGUCUGCCAACAAAGUAUUUGAAGAACUGACAGAUAUUGAGCGACAGUUUCACAAAGCACUGUACACUAUUCGAAUUUAUUUGAACUGUGAAAGAUACUCUGUUGGUCUGCUGGAUAUGACCAAAGAGAAGGAGUUCUAUGAUGAAUGGCCAAUCAAGCUGGGAGAAGCAGAGCCUUAUAAAGGACCAAAAACACCCGAUGGCAGAGAAGUCAUCUUUUAUAAGAUUAUUGAUUAUAUUUUACAUGGAAAAGAAGAAAUCAAAGUCAUUCCGUCACCUCCUGCAGAUCACUGGUGUCUUGUAAGCGGGUUGCCAACGUAUGUUGCUGAAAAUGGAUUUAUUUGUAACAUGAUGAAUGCAUCAGCAGAUGACUAUUUUUCAUUUCAGAAAGGGCCUGUGGAUGAGACAGGCUGGGUUAUCAAAAAUGUCCUGUCUUUGCCUAUUGUCAACAAAAAAGAAGAAAUUGUGGGAGUAGCUACAUUUUACAACAGAAAAGAUGGAAAACCCUUUGAUGAAUUUGAUGAACAGAUCACUGAAAGUCUUACACAAUUCCUUGGAUGGUCUGUUUUAAAUACUGACACCUAUGACAAAAUGAAUAAGCUUGAAAACAGGAAAGACCUUGCUCAGGAAAUGCUCAUGUACCAGACAAAGGCCACCCCUGAAGAAAUUCAGUCCAUAUUGAAAUACAAAGAGAAAUUAAAUGUAACCAGUACUGAAGACUGUGAUGAGAAAGCCCUCCUCAAGAUUUUGAGAGAGGAAUUACCUGAUCCAAAGGAAGUGGAACUUUAUGAAUUCCGCUUCAGUGACUUUCCCGUUACAGAGCAUGGCUUGAUUAAGUGCGGAAUACGAUUAUUCUUUGAGAUAAAUGUGGUUGAAAAGUUCAAAGUCCCAGCAGAGGUACUUACAAGAUGGAUGUACACAGUCAGAAAGGGUUAUCGGGAUAUAACUUACCAUAACUGGCGGCAUGGAUUCAACGUGGGACAGACAAUGUUCACCUUACUAAUGACAGGUAGAAUAAAGAAAUACUACACCGAUCUAGAAGCCUUCGCCAUGGUUGCAGCUGCUUUCUGCCAUGACAUUGAUCACAGAGGGACCAAUAAUUUGUAUCAAAUGAAGUCAGCUUCUCCAUUAGCAAAACUUCAUGGAUCUUCCAUUUUAGAAAGACAUCAUCUAGAGUACAGUAAAACUCUGCUACAAGACGAGAGUUUAAACAUCUUCCAGAACCUAAAUAAGCGCCAGUUUGAAACCGUUUUACAUUUAUUUGAAGUUGCAAUAAUAGCAACUGACUUGGCGUUGUAUUUCAAGAAAAGGACUAUGUUUCAAAAGAUUGUGGAUGCAGUUGAAAAAAUGCAAACAGAAGAGGAGGCAAUUAAAUAUAUAUCUAUCGACCCAACCAAAAAAGAAGUUAUCAUGGCUAUGAUGAUGACUGGUUGUGACUUGUCGGCUAUAACCAAGCCGUGGGAGGUGCAAAGUCAGGUUGCCCUUAUGGUUGCGAAUGAAUUUUGGGAACAAGGUGAUCUGGAGCGAACUGUGCUAGAGCAACAGCCAAUUCCUAUGAUGGACAGAAACAAAGCAGAUGAAUUGCCUAAGCUUCAAGUUGGUUUCAUUGAUUUUGUGUGUACAUUUGUAUACAAGGAAUUCUCAAGGUUUCACAAGGAAAUUACACCAAUGUUGGAUGGUCUUCAAAACAACAGGGUGGAAUGGAAAACACGGGCUGAUGAAUAUGAAGAAAAGAUGAAAAUUAUUGAGGAAGAAAAGAAAAAGCUGGAAGAAGCAGCAGCCAAAAAAGCUGAACAAGACGCAGCGAAAGGUGGAGGAGGUGGCGGAGAUGAUGAUGGCAAAUCCAAAACGUGUAUAAUUUUGUAA
Molecule: messenger RNA, 2598 nt
Organism: Emys orbicularis (European pond turtle)
Lineage: Eukaryota; Metazoa; Chordata; Testudines; Emydidae
Gene: PDE6C
Product: phosphodiesterase 6C
Exons: 22
Coding region: 1-2598 (865 amino acids)
Biological process (GO): signal transduction; visual perception
Molecular function (GO): protein binding; 3',5'-cyclic-nucleotide phosphodiesterase activity
Source: RefSeq, a predicted model, not a curated record